Messenger RNA from Amphimedon queenslandica, 547 nucleotides. RefSeq lists its product as uncharacterized. Bases 30 to 389 code for a protein of 119 amino acids. NCBI's taxonomy places the organism in Eukaryota, Metazoa, Porifera, Demospongiae, Haplosclerida, Niphatidae. The transcript has 5 exons. The record is from RefSeq and is a predicted model, not a curated record.
UAGUGAGUUUACGGAGUUUAAAAUCAACCAUGUCUGACGAUGCCCCGUUUCUUCAUCCAAAAGAUGAAUCGGGCGACAAGCCUCCUCCAGUUUACUAUGACAGAAGUAGUACACCUGCGAUGAGAUACAUUGUCAUUGCUACACUCGUCAGUGUAGUCAUCUCCCUCUUAGUUGCUGUUAUAGUUGUAGUUGUGAAGACUGCCACGGCUAAUACUUUGUUCUCUCUAUUACUCGUUAGCUUACUUGCUUUCUCACAAGUUGAAUUUUUUCUGGUUUACUUUGUAUACAAGGAGAAGAUGCCUAGGGCCUAUGUAUGGACCAUUUUUGUUGUGGCUACUUUCAUUUUUGUAGAGUCCAUUUGUACUAUUAUUGUUGUCACGACAACUUGAGAACGGCAGGAUUCGUCUUUGUCUCAUAUUAUGAGUGUUUAAAAGUUACAACAUUGUGUUAUGAGAUUUAUUAUUAUUAUUAUUAUUAUUAUUAUUAUUGAAUAUUUUAUGUUUUUUAAUAAAGAGAAAAUUUUCAUGCUGCUAUUUAUGAAGAUUAA